CCUGCCUGCUAGCUAGAGUGUGUCUGUGUGUUUCAUACACAUGUUGUUUCAUACACAUGACUAUGCCAUUGGACUUUACCUUUGGACUACCUGAGUUAGUUUACCUGGCUUUCAGCUGUUGCCAGGUUUUUCACAAGUACCGUCUCUGACCUGCUGGAGUUAAGCUGUUUCUGAGUGUUGACCUGUGUAUAUCUGACUGACUGGGAGUUACUACCUCUGUUGGAAUUCACCUGUUAGAGGGAGCUCAGCUGUGUAUCAACACGUGCCUCUCUGCUACUGGAGUUUACCUGUGAGAAGGAGUUUACCUGUGUGAAGGAGUUGACCUGUGUGAAGGAGUUUACCUGUGAGAAGGAGUUUAUCUGUGUGAAGGAGUUUACCUGUGUGAAGGAGUUUACCUGUGAGAAGGAGUUUACCUGUGAGAAGGAGUUUACCUGUGUGAAGGAGUUUACCUGUGUGAAGGAGUUUACCUGUGUGAAGGAGUUUAUCUGUGUGAAGGAGUUUAUCUGUGUGAAGGAGUUUAUCUGUGUGAAGGAGGUUUACCUGUGUGACUGGAACACCUUUUGGAAUUCUGACCAACUAAUUAAUUGGAGCUUCUCUCUCCUGCUGGGGUUCACGUACCUGAGAGUAGAGACCUGCAUCCUCCAAUUGUGUGUGUGUGUGUUGUGUGUGUGUGUCAGGAUGAUGGAAGAAGUGUCUAUUGGGGUGGCAUAUGACUCCCACAUCAUAGACCAGAUGGCAGAGGAGGAGAUACUGGCCUGCCUGAUGGCCGAGUCUAUUCCCAAACACACGGUUCCCAGUAAGAAGGCCACGCUGAGAGAGAACCAGCCACCACAACAGGAUGACCACAUAGACAAAUACCAGAGGGAGAACCGUCAGCUGCAGCAGGCCAGUCUGCGUCUGGAGCAGGAGAAUGAUGUUCUGGCCCACAGACUGAUCACCAGCAAGAUCUCCCUGAGGACCGACCUGGACCAGGCGGAGGACAGAGUGGAUGAGCUGACUAAAGAGCUGCUGAAGACCAGAAAGAGAUUAAAGAACGCAGAGGAAGAGAAGAGAGAGAAGGAGGAGGAGGCUGCUCAGUUGAAGGAGGUGUUAAGGACAAAGCUGGACAAGGCUGAACCAGAGGUGAAAAGGAGCUCAGGCAUCAUCUCAGACUACAAACAGAUCUGUUCCCAGCUGACCAGUCGGGUGGAGAGGCAGCAGGCGGCCCACAGAGAGGACCUUGACAAACUCAGGGAGCUGGAACACCAGCAGGGGGUGCUGCAACGUGAUCUCCAGGCAGCUAGGAACAGCUGGCUCAGUAAGACUGUGAGCUCCGUACGGUCAGCAGGAGGGGGCCUGCAGAGCAGCAGCCUACCCAGGGGGAGAGCCUCGGCAAUGGGGCGUUCUCUCCAUGGCCUCCCCCUCUCAGCCUGGAGCUCAAGGAGACUGUCAUGGGCCCUUAGGAAGGACCGGGGGGGAGAUGUCUGACAGAGAGAUGGAAGGGAGGGGGCGAGACAGCAAGAGGACGUAUUGAGAGUAUAGAUAAUAUGUAUUGGA
This is a messenger RNA of Salvelinus fontinalis (brook trout), 1536 nucleotides long. RefSeq names its product rab GTPase-activating protein 1-like. Lineage: Eukaryota; Metazoa; Chordata; Actinopteri; Salmoniformes; Salmonidae. The transcript is spliced from 7 exons. The record is from RefSeq and is a predicted model, not a curated record. The coding region runs from base 679 to 1467 and encodes 262 amino acids.